Messenger RNA from Daldinia vernicosa, 1030 nucleotides. Its product is annotated as Tom22-domain-containing protein. Lineage: Eukaryota; Fungi; Ascomycota; Sordariomycetes; Xylariales; Hypoxylaceae. The transcript is spliced from 3 exons. The record is from RefSeq and is a predicted model, not a curated record. Gene Ontology annotation, cellular component: mitochondrial outer membrane. Gene Ontology annotation, biological process: intracellular protein transport. The coding region runs from base 34 to 636 and encodes 200 amino acids.
AAGCGUUAAAUACACCCCUGCUAGCCGAUAGCAAUGGAUUCUUUAUCGGAUUCUGAAGAUUUUCCUCCUGCUCCUCCCAAUUCUCCCGUUAUUCCAGCUCAAGACCCGAUACCACCACUCAACCUAGGACCCUUUUUCACCCUCAACGGAAACCAUCCGAGAGUCGCAAUGGUUCAGCUUACAGAGGUUGUCGACGAGCAUUUCCAAGAGGACCAGCCUGGUCCUGAGGAGGACGAGGAUUACACUGAUACCGAGUCCGAAAUCUCAACCGAGUCGGACUAUGACCCUUCCAGCGAAACUCUUGCCGAGCGCCUCUAUGCGCUUCGCGAUAUCAUCCCACCUCAGACCCGAACCUCGAUCGCCAACAAGGUUAACGCAACAACUAGCGCAGUCUCAAGCUUCUUCUCCUUUGGCGGCAAGACUCUCUGGGUGAUCAGCACCUCUGCGCUGAUUCUAGGCGUCCCGUGGGCUCUGGCGUGGGCUGAAGAGCAACAAGUAAUGGAGAUGGAAAAGGAAAUGAAGAUGCGUGAAAUGGGUGGAGAGAUUCUAACCGCAGGUGGCGCCGGUGGCCCCAGCUCUUCCACAGCCCAGCAAGUUGGCGCCGCAAUCGACCGAGAGACAAAGCCCUCUCUGUAAAUCUCGCCGACGUUGCAGUUACUCAUAUGCAGCUUGCUAUAUUCAGUAUGCACUGCGCCCAUGGUCCACCGCUGUCUAUAUCCAAUACUCGGCCCCGUUUAACGUCCACCCUACCUAGGCAUACUUGUUGAAAGAUUCAUCUUUAUUCUUGCUCCAUUCAGCAGUCAGGUAACGCAGGUUUAGCUACUAGCCUUCAUAUCGCAUAUUGUUCGCGUGUGCGCGCAGGGUUUUUAUGAAGGGAAGAAAACUCUCGGCUCUAAGGAUACGGUUCAUGAAGAAUCUCACCUUGUAUCAUAAUUUGGCAUCACGGUCGGUUAAUUGGCAGGGACACGUUUGCAUUAGGCUGGAAGUGCUCCAGGCCAUACGAAUUGAUUUGAUUUUAUUAAUUCAUUGU